AUGAAGCUAGAUGUCAAUGCGCUUCGUUAUUUGUCUAAAGAUGACUUCCGCGUUCUUACGGCUGUUGAAAUGGGCCAAAAGAAUCACGAGCUCGUUCCAUUAGAGCUUAUAGACAGCAUUUCUGGACUAAAGCAUGGCGGCGCUUUCAAAAGCAUUAAGACGCUCAUGCGGCACAAGCUUUUGCACCAUGACAGCAAGUACUAUGAUGGAUAUCGGCUCACGUACAUGGGCUAUGAUUUCUUGGCCAUCCGCGCUCUCGUUAGCCGCGGGCACAUUAGCGGUGUCGGCCGCCAAAUUGGCGUCGGCAAAGAGUCGGACAUCUUCGAAGUGACGAACGACGAUGGGGAGGUCUUCGCCCUCAAAUUGCAUCGCCUUGGCCGCACGUCUUUCCGCGCUGUCAAGUCCAAGCGCGAUUACCUGGGCCGGCGCCAGAACUACAGCUGGCUGUACCUCAGCCGACUGGCCGCGCUGAAGGAGUACGCCUUCAUGAAAGCGCUGUACGAACACGGCUUCCCAGUUCCCCAGGCGAUUGACAACAACCGCCACGCGGUUCUGAUGGGACUAGUUAACGCCCGACCCAUGGUUCAGAUCCGCGCCAUGGCCCACCCCGCCCGCGUGUACCUCUCCUGCAUGGACCUCAUAUCCCGAUUGGCGGCGAAGGGACUCAUCCACUGCGACUUCAACGAAUUCAACUUGCUCAUCAAUGAAGAUGAGGAGCUGACCCUCAUUGACUUCCCACAAAUGGUGUCCAUCACUCACGCAAACGCUGAGGAGCUCUUCACGCGCGACGUCGAGUGCAUCAUCCGCUUCUUUAGCAAGAAAAUCGGCUAUGUACCUGAGCAAGACAAGAGCCUGCCGUACGUACGACCCGCGUUUGCCGACGUGGCGGCGGCCGCUGCCGCGGCGGCAGCGGCGGACGGCGAGGGGGUGUUGGAUGUGGCGUUGGAGGCGAGCGGGUUCCAGAGGCAGCAUCAGAAGGUCCUAGAAGAGUAUCUGGCUGAAGUUGUGGAGGCAGGGGAGGACGGGGACAGCGGAGGAGAGGAGGGUGAAGAGGAAAGCGAGGAGGAGGUGACGGCGGAGGGGCAUCUAGAGGCCGAGCGACGUGUGGCGAACCGAGAAGCGGGGGGAAAGGAGGACGGGGAGGAGGAGGGAGGGGGAGGCGGCACUAGCGGGCGUGAAGGCAAAGGGAGAGAUGUGGACGGGGCUGGGGGGGUGGGCAGCGCUGCUGGGUUGGGCGAAGAGGACCAGGAAGAGGCGACGGGGGAGAGUGAUGUGGAGGACCGGUUGGGGCGGUUGGCAAUGGGCACGGCAGCGGACGGGUCACCGCAGCGACGUGAAAUACGGAGCAAACGGAGCGGCGGAGGCGGAGGCGGAGGCGGUGAGGAGGACGACGAGGAGGAGGCGGGGGCCAGAUCAUCUGAUGAGGCGAUGAGCGUCAAGAGCGGCGCAAUAAGUGAUGAGGGGGAGGACGAGGACAGCGCGAGUAGCUGUGAUGACGGCGACGGUGGUGAGGGCUCCCGGCGGCGGCGGAGCGGCGGUCGAGAAUGCGGUGGGGGCCAUCGGGCUGCAGCUGCCGGAGGGGGCCGGCGUCAACGUCUUGGCGAGCAUGAGGUGCAGCAGAUUGUGGCGGCCCAACGACGAAAGCAGGGCCAGCGGCAGGCCAUGUCGCGAGCCAGUCGCAACGCCUCCAAGAACUCCAACAAGGCCGGGAGCCGGAGGGGCGGCGGCAAGUCGGCUGGUGCGGAUGGCUGGUAGGCUGGUAGGGGGUCAGCGGCUGCCGGGAUGACAAACGUGGUGGUGGUAGCGAGGAAAGAGGGGCCCCCGACGGGUUUCGAAAACCAACCAACGACUGCAUUCCUGGACUGGCGGCGGCGUGUCCGCAAUUAUAAGCCUUCGUUAUUGCAUGCAUGUGACUGUACGACAGCGCUGUACUACUAAAUAGUGAUCGAAGGUAUUCUUUUGAUAUUUAUAGCGGCAUAACACGGGUGACGACGCGGCAUAUGAGGAUAUGCGGAGAUGUGGUUUGGCCGAGGAGGUUUGGUAGGUAGAGGGGUAACGUAGGUCAGCAGCUAGGCAGGAUUUCUUAAGAGCAGCUCUCGUCCGACAAGAAAUGGGGCUUGGUUGGAGGAGGGCACAGCCGCCUAAGGGAAGGCGCAACCGGCUGUGGGGGACUCUCGCAGCUUUUAUUGUAAGGUAUCCACCCGAGCCGCUUAGGAGCGGCGGCGGAGGGAC
Molecule: messenger RNA, 2232 nt
Organism: Volvox carteri f. nagariensis
Lineage: Eukaryota; Viridiplantae; Chlorophyta; Chlorophyceae; Chlamydomonadales; Volvocaceae
Exons: 3
Coding region: 1-1755 (584 amino acids)
Biological process (GO): protein phosphorylation; maturation of SSU-rRNA
Cellular component (GO): nucleus; preribosome, small subunit precursor; cytosol
Molecular function (GO): ATP binding; protein serine/threonine kinase activity
Source: RefSeq, a predicted model, not a curated record